Messenger RNA from Microbotryum saponariae, 2037 nucleotides. Lineage: Eukaryota; Fungi; Basidiomycota; Microbotryomycetes; Microbotryales; Microbotryaceae. The record is from the annotation of a GenBank genome assembly.
AUGCAAUUACAGCGGGGCCUCGCGGUCGAUCCGAAUGGUGAUCCGAUGGCCAUGACCGAAGACGGGUUCCACUGCGCGUACCUUCGCUUACAUGCUGAUCUUUUCCAAGGCUCCAUCGAGACGCAGAAGGCUGCGCUCAAUGCCGCUUUGCCACAAGAGAUCGAGAUCCUGGGCGCCAAGUACGGCUUGCGACACGAAUUUGAGACGCACUACUGCGCGGUGUGCGAUCGCGCCGGACACCAGUGGGGCGCUUGCAGGAAGCCAGUUUCGACUCCGGCCACCGCCGCCCCUGUUCCGGGGGCCUCGACCUCGACUUCGACUUCGACCACCGGCUUCCGAGUUGCUGGAAAGAAUGGGAAGCACGGUGGGCCUGCCGCAUUGAACUCUCGUGUCUCUGGCGCAAACAUGAUCCAGCUGGGACCUCGUGCUAACCCCGCAGGUGCAGUAACUGCCAACAAGGACGACGCGAACGACGGCGACGACGAGUCGGUCGUUUCGACCGAACCGGAGGGCGGCGACACUGGGGAAGAGACGUCGACGCGUGCGACCCUGGGCUCAACAAAGGAGACGUAGACGACGACGGCGGCACCCGUUUCGACCCCGACCUCUCCUUCGCCUUUGUCCGGUGGCACGUCGGGAUCAUCGGCAACCUCGACAACCUCGAUAGCCUCGACGAGUCCUCAACGCCUUCGUUCGAGCUCGGCACCCAGCAACCGACAUGUCACCCGGGCGGGAUCCGCCAUGAUCCUCGGUGCAUCAGGGGGUCACAGGUCCAAGGUGACCGAAUUCGAGGGGGGCGGCGCUGAACUGAUUUAAUCAUGAUUGAGUCACUCACCGUGUUGACGUUCAACGUCCGAUCGAUGAAGAACGCAGUCAACCAAGUCAAAAUCAUCCGUUAUCUCAAAACCCUUCGGCCGGCCCCUGCGGCCAUCCUCCUGCAAGAGCACCACCUCAGCUACAACGCGUCGCGCAAAGGCUUCGAGAGUGCUUGGCCGGGGCUUGUAUUCGUUUCACUCCUCAUGUCCUUACCCUCAUACCCGAUGGCUCACCUUUGGCGGGCCAUCUCCUUUCCUCUACCCCGGUCGUCUUUGCAGGAGCUCCUCGUUUCGACGGUCGGAUUCUGCGCUCGGUGUUUCGUCUUGAGGAGCUCGAUGUCGAGAUCAUCAACAUGUACGCGCCGGUGCAGGAGGACGAUCGUCGCGACUUUUUCGGGCUUCUGCACUUCAGCGCCCCGAGACCCAAGAUUCUUCGGAUCUUGGCCAGCGAUCUCAACGAUUGUCCGGAUGUAUUGGUCGACCGAGUGUCCAUCACCGAUCGCGCUUGGACUCCUGUAUCGCACUGGCAGACCUUGCUGUCAAAGAUCGCGUUCAAGGCACUCGACACGGUCCGACAUGUCCAUUCUUGCACCCCUGCAUUCACUCGUCCUCACUACCGUGGUAGAGGGGAAGAGCGAAAGAUUUGCUCGUGGUCGCGGAUUGACUAUAUUCUUGUCCAAUGCAGUUGGGCGAACCGGUUGUUGAGCGCUUCUACGCUCUUCGAUGCGCCCUGUUCGGACCACAGACCUGUAGUUGCGACUUUCGCUUUGCCUACAUCGAACGCUGAUGCCGAACCCCCCUUUCUCUUCCCUCCACGAGCGAUUUCAUUUCAAGGCUCAACCCAAUGGUCUUUGACGAUCAAGACUUUGUCGCAUCGAUUCCCGGGGUCGUCGACGAGGUCUAUCGAAGGCUCGAGGGGACCGCUCCACUUGGCGAUGUCUAUGACGCCGCUCUGCGGGCGGUUGCAGUCGCUGGCCAUGCACGAUACCGCUCGACUUGUGCCGAGAGCCAAUCCGUCAUGGAGGCUUUGGAGGCACGCGGUGAGCACGUGAAUUGUGAAGAGUCCACUCUCAGCUCGACAGGGGCGCCUCGGUCGUUGCGCGCACUUGCUAGCCCGCCCCCCGGCGGUGGGGACUUAGACGCGCGCGACUGCCUCAGCGCGCCAGCGCCGGCGGAUUCAUGCGCGCGCCCGCUAGCCCGCCCCCUUGCGGUGGAGACUUAG